AUGUUUGCCAAAAGAAUUGCUCAAAAAGCCCCAUCCAUGGCACCAUUGAUGGCCAAAAGAACCAAAGUCACAUUGCCCGACUUGAAAUGGGAUUUCGGCGCUUUGGAGCCUCACAUUGCUGCUAAGAUCAAUGAAGUUCACUACACUAAGCACCACCAAACAUAUGUGAACGGAUUCAACGCUGCAUCUGAACAAUUUGGCGAGCUAGAGUGCAAAAUAACUGGAGACCCUAAACAAGACGUGGCGGUUGUCAAGCAGCUCGUGGCUUUGCAGCAAAACAUUAAAUUCCACGGCGGUGGCUUCACCAACCACUGUUUGUUCUGGGAGAAUUUGGCUCCCUCGUCGCAAGGCGGUGGAGAAGCUCCUUCCGGAGCUUUGGCCAAGCAGAUCGAGUCCCAGUUCGGCUCUUUGGACAACUUGAUUUCUCAAACUAAUGCCAAGCUCGCUGGAAUCCAAGGUUCCGGCUGGGCCUUCAUCGUCAAGAACGCUGAAAACGGUGGUCAGAUCGAGGUUGUCCAAACCUACAACCAGGACACCGUUACCGGUCCAUUGAAGCCACUUGUGGCCAUCGACGCCUGGGAACACGCCUACUAUUUGCAGUACCAGAACCGCAAGGCCGACUACUUCAAGGCCAUCUGGAAUGUCAUCAACUGGAAAGAAGCCGAAAAGAGAUUCGAUGCCUGA
Messenger RNA from Lachancea lanzarotensis, 684 nucleotides. It is a transcript of the gene SOD2, whose product is annotated as LALA0S09e00870g1_1. The record is from RefSeq and is a predicted model, not a curated record. Bases 1 to 684 code for a protein of 227 amino acids. Gene Ontology annotation, molecular function: metal ion binding; superoxide dismutase activity. NCBI's taxonomy places the organism in Eukaryota, Fungi, Ascomycota, Saccharomycetes, Saccharomycetales, Saccharomycetaceae. Gene Ontology annotation, cellular component: mitochondrion. The transcript has a single exon. Gene Ontology annotation, biological process: superoxide metabolic process.